Molecule: messenger RNA, 7072 nt
Organism: Astyanax mexicanus (Mexican tetra)
Lineage: Eukaryota; Metazoa; Chordata; Actinopteri; Characiformes; Acestrorhamphidae
Product: NACHT, LRR and PYD domains-containing protein 12-like
Exons: 17
Coding region: 411-4547 (1378 amino acids)
Molecular function (GO): protein binding
Source: RefSeq, a predicted model, not a curated record
AAGGUUCCUCAGAUCCAGAACCGGUUCUUUAAGCUCAGCUCAGUGUCCGAUUCCACUGGAAGAACCAGGAUCAGCAUGGAGAUCUGAACCGGGCCUGGAUCAGACCUGGACCUGGUCUAGAUCAGACCGGCUGGAGAACAAUCAGCUGUAACAGAUCAAUAAUGCUGUAAACUGAAGAGAAAUGCGCAGAUAUAGAUUGAUAUUUAUUGAUCACAGUGUAGUUUAUGCUGUUUAAAGCGCAUUACUGCUUAAUGUGGACUUUGAUCUGUUGGGGAGAUAAAAACGGAACUGCUAUAAAGGCGUGUUUAUAUGCAGUAGCGCUGUUUAACCAGCAGGGGGAGCAACGGAGCUCAAGAUCACGUGGGGUCGGUGUCGGCAGUGUUCAGCUGUGUGUGAAUGAAGAAGAGUAAAUGAUUGAUCUUCAGAACUCCAGCAGUGGAGGAGGACCUCCUGUCAUAAAGGAGAAGAGAGCAGCAUCUCCAGCCCCCAGUGGAGUGUCUAUGAAGAGUGACCGGUCCAUGAGGAAUCCUCUAAACUUCAGCAGUGGAGGAGGAAGCUCUGGGUCUCGAACUGAAACCCAGAGAGGAGCUUCUCCAGAACCCAGCUGUGUUUCUAUGAAGAGUGACCGGUCCAUGAGGAAUCCUCUAAACUUCAGCAGUGGAGGAGGAAGCUUUGGGUCUCGAACUGAAACCCAGAGAGGAGCUUCUCCAGAACCCAGCUGUGUUUCUAUGAAGAGUGACGCGUCCAUCGGGGUUCCUCCUGAUCUCAGCAGUGAAGAUAUGACCUCUGACCCACAGGAGAAGAGAGCAGCAUCUCCAGCCCCCAGUGGAGUGUCUUUGAAGAGUGAUCAGUCCAUGAGGAAUCCUCCAGAGUUCAGCAGUGGAGGAGGAAGCUCUUGGUCUCGAACUGAAACCCAGAGAGGAGCUUCUCCAGAACACAGCUGUGUUUCUAUGAAGAGUGACCGGUCCAUGAGGAAUCCUCUAAACUUCAGCAGUGAAGAUAUGACCUCUGACCCACAUAAGAAGAAACACAACAAUUACAGAGAAAAACUGGACCACAUAUUCAAGAAGCUGGAGGAGAAGUUUAUCUCUCUAGUGAAGAAUGAGCUGAACACAUUCAAGAAGCUCCUGAGUCCAGAUUACCCAGCAUGCUCUGAGGGAGAGGUGGAUGAUGAUCAGAAGGAGGGGGUGCUGAAGGUCACACUGCACAUCCUGAGGAACAUGAAUCGGAUAGACCUCGCCAACACACUAGAGAGCAAAUUAGCCCCAGCAUGCCAACGAAAGCUCAAAUCCAAGCUAAGAGAUAAAUAUCAGAGAAUUAAUGAAGGAAUAUCAGGCUAUGUAAAUUCAGCACUUCUGAAUGAGAUCUACACAGAGCUCUACAUCACAGAGGGAGAUGGAGGAGAUGUCAAUCAGGAACAUGAGGUGAUGCAGAUUGAAGCUGCAUCCAGGAAAAAAACAACACAGGAAAGACCAAUCAAAUGCAACGACAUCUUUAAACCAUUACCAGAACAGAACCAGCUCAUCAGAACUGUACUGACUAAAGGAGUUGCUGGAAUUGGAAAAACAGUCUCUGUGCAGAAGUUCAUUCUGGACUGGGCUGAAGGAGAAGCAAAUCAGGACAUUCUCUUCAUAUUUCCACUUCCUUUUAGAGAGCUGAAUCUGAUGAAGGAGAAGAAGCUCAGUCUGGUGAAUCUUCUUCAGAGCUUCUUCCCAGAAACACAAGAUUUAAAACCAAGACAUUAUAAGGGCUACAAGGUCAUGUUCAUUUUUGAUGGUCUGGAUGAGUGUCGACUGCCUCUGGAUUUCCAGCACAAUGAGAACUUGGUAGAUUUAGAAGAGCAAACCUCAGUGGAUGUUCUGCUGACGAACCUCAUCAAGGGGAAUCUGCUUCCCUCUGCUCUCCUCUGGAUCACCUCUCGACCAGCAGCGGCCAGUCAGAUCCCUCCUGAGUGUGUUGAUCAGGUAACAGAAGUGCGGGGUUUCAGUGACCCUCAGAAACAGGAAUACUUCAGUAAGAGGAUCAGAGAUCAGGACCUGGCCAACAAAGUCUUCACACACAUCAGGUCUUCAAGAAGCCUCUACAUCAUGUGCCACAUACCGGUCUUCUGCUGGAUUACAGCCACUGUUCUAGAGAGAAUGCUGAGCGAAGCUGAGAGUGGAGAAAUUCCCAAAACCCUGACGCAGAUGUUCACACACUUCCUGAUCUAUCAGAUCAAACACAAGAGCCAGAAGUACAGUGUGAAAAGUGACCCUGAUCCUCAGAAGACUAGAACAAGUAUCCUGGCCCUAGGGAAACUGGCGUUCCAGCAGCUGGAGAAAGGAAACCUGAUCUUUUAUGAGGAAGAUCUAAGAAAGAGUGGUAUCGAUAUUGAAGAAGUGUCAGUGUACUCAGGAGUGUGUACCCAGAUCUUCAGGGAGGAACAUGAGCUGCUCCUGGGGAAGGUCUUCAGCUUUGUACAUCUGAGCGUUCAGGAGUUUCUUGCUGCUUUAUAUGCAUUCCUCUGCUUCAUUGACAGAAGCGUACUGAAUCAGCAAAUCCCUGAAAACCAAAACUCUGAACUAUCUGAACUCUUCAGUAAGUCAACGAUGACUGACUUCCUCAGCAGUGCCAUAGACAGAGCCUUACAGAGUGAGAGUGGACACCUGGACCUGUUCCUUCGCUUCCUUCUGGGUCUCUCACUGGAGUCUAAUCAGACUCUAUUACGAGUCAUACUGACACAGACAGAGAGGAUCUCUGACAGCAAUGAGGAAACAGUCAAAUACAUCAAGAAGAAGAUUGAGGAGAACUCAACUCCAGAGAAAUCCAUCAAUCUGUUCCACUGUCUGAAUGAACUGAAUGAUCAUUCUCUGGUGCAGGAAGUGCAGAAAUACCUGAGUGCAGGUGGAGAGCGUCGUCUUCAAAAGGCCAGGCUCUCUCCUGCUCAGUGGUCAGCUCUGGUGUUUGUGUUGGUGAACUCAGAAGAAGAGCUGGAUGAGUUUAACCUCAGUAAAUAUCAUCCAUCAGAGGAGUGUCUUCUGAGGCUGCUGCCAGUGGUUAAAAUAUCCAGAAGAGCUGUACUUGCUUCAUGUAAUCUUGGACUAAAAACGUGUGAAAAUCUGAAAUCAGUUUUAAACCUGGAAAACUCCCCCCUGAAAGAGCUGGACCUCAGUAACAAUGACCUGCAGGACUCAGGAGUGGAGCUGCUCUCUGCUGGACUGAAGAGUUCACACUGUAAACUGCAGAUUCUCAGACUAGCUUCCUGUAAUCUUGGAGUAAAGACGUGUGAAAAUCUGGAAUCAGUUUUAAACCUGGAAAACUCCCCCCUGAAAGAGCUGGACCUCAGUAACAAUGACCUGCAGGAUUCAGGAGUGGAGCUGCUCUCUGCUGGACUGAAGAGUUCACACUGUAAACUGCAGAUUCUCAGACUAGCUUCAUGUAAUCUUGGAGUAAAAACGUGUGAAAAUCUGGAAUCAGUUUUAAACCUGGAAAACUCCCCCCUGAAAGAGCUGGACCUCAGUAACAAUGACCUGCAGGAUUCAGGAGUGGAGCUGCUCUCUGCUGGACUAAAGAGUUCACACUGUAAACUGCAGAUUCUCAGACUAGCUUCCUGUAAUCUUGGAGUAAAGACGUGUGAAAAUCUGGAAUCAGUUUUAAACCUGGAAAACUCCUCCCUGAAAGAGCUGGACCUCAGUAACAAUGACCUGCAGGAUUCAGGAGUGGAGCUGCUCUCUGCUGGACUGAAGAGUUCACACUGUAAACUGCGGAUUCUCAGAUUAUCUGGUUGUAUGAUCACAGAGAAAGGGUGUUGUUCUCUGGCUUCUGCUCUAAUUUCAAACCCCUCCCACCUGAAAGAGCUGGAUCUGACCUACAACCACCCAGGAGAGUCAGGAGUGAAGCUCCUUUCUGCCAGACUGGAGGAUCCACACUGCAAACUGGAGAAACUCAGAGUGGAACAUGGAGGGAAGAUCAGAAUCAAACCUGGAUUCAAAAAAUACGGCUGUGAUUUCACUCUGGAUCUGAACACAGCGCAGUGUGAUCUCUCUCUGAGUGAGGAGAACAGGAGGGUGGAGUGGAGAGAGGAGCUGCAGUCGUAUCCUGAUCAUCCAGAGAGAUUUGAUGGGUUUCUGCAGGUUCUGAGUAGAGAGAGAGUUACUGGUGUUACUGGACGCUGUUACUGGGAGGCUGAGUGGAGUGGGAGAGGAGCAGCUGUUGUAGCUCUGAGUUAUAAAACCAUCAGCAGGAAAGGAGACGGAUCAGAGUGUAAGUUUGGAGAGAAUAUAAACUCCUGGAGUCUGAACUGCUUUGAUUACGGUUACACUGUUCUUCACAAUAAUAAGAGAACUGAACUCUCCAUUCCUCCCUCCGGCUGUAGGAGAGUAGGAGUGUAUGUGGACUGUCCCUCCGGCACUCUGUCCUUCUACAGAGUCUCCACUGACACACCCUCACACACACCCUUACACACUCUCACACACUUACACACAUUCUGCACCACCUUCACUCAGCCCCUCUAUGCAGGGUUUGGGGUUUAUCGUGACUCCUCAGUGCGUCUGUGCAAGAUAGAAUAACCCUGUGCAUAUCAGUGUGUGUGAGAAAGUGUGUGUGUGUGUGUGUGUGUGUGUGUAUGAGAGGGUAAAAUGUGUAGGGGACUUUAACAACGUCACACUGGACUCAGUGCUCCCUGCUUUCCACCAGUAUGUGAACUGUCCCACCAGGAAGAAUAGAUCUAUUGAUCUCCUUUACUCCAACCUAAAGGAUGCAUACUCCGCCACACCUCUCCCCCCUCUGGGAAAAUCUGACCACAACCUGAUCUACCUGCAACCCCAGUACAAGCCCCAGGUCCGUAGGCAACCUGCAUCUACACGCUCUUUCAGGAAAUGGUCUCCUGGUGCUGAAGCAGCUCUCAGGGACUGUUUUGAGUCCACUGAAUGGAGUGUAUUGCAGGAGCCAUGCGGUGAGGACAUUGAGGGGAUUACACACUGCAUGACGGACUACAUGAACUUUUGCAUGGACAUUGUUGUUCCUGUGAAAACUGUGCGUUGUUUUGCUAACAACAAGCCCUGGAUUACCAGCAAUGUUAAAGGCCUUCUAAACAAGAAGAAGAGGGCUUUUAAAGAUAACAACCAGGAGGAGCUUAGGAGCGUACAGAGGGAGCUCAAAGUCCAUUUGCGAGAGGCCAAGGAGUCCUACAGGAAGAAGGUGGAGCAGAAGUUGAGAGAAAAUGACAUGAGGGAGGUAUGGAAUGGAAUGAAAACAAACACUGGCUGUAAGCAGAGGAUGGACAGUGCUGCAGAUGGUGAAGUAGAGAGAGCCAAUGAGUUUCAACACCUUCUACAACGGUUUGACUGCCCUGUUCAAGACCCUACAGCUCUGGCUGACACCUCCUUCACUCCCCCCUUCAUCUCAUCAAGCAACUCAGCCCCCCCUCCCCCCUCAUCCCCACACUCAGCUGCCCUGACCACCAGCACCACUAUAGCCUCAAAUGUGCUCUCUUAAAUCACAGCCUUUUUAUCUGUACUGGAAUAACACCCUACACAUCUACACCAUGUCACUCUUUUGCCUUUUUAUUUUAUGCACUGUUUUUUUGCACCCCUGGAAACUUUGUCACUUUACUGUACUUCCUGUACAUUUGCACCCCCGGCCACUACACUACGCAUCUAACUUAAAUACAACACCUGCACUGGUUUAUAUUUAAUAUUAUCAUAUCUGCUGAUACCCGCUAUCUCCUAUACUUAAAUUAUUCUUUUACUGCACUACUUCAUAUCUACGACUGAUUACUUCCACACUUUUUAUAGCGUUUUGUAUUUAUAUAUAUAUAUAUUUUUUAUUUUAUAGUUUAGAGUCUUAUAUCCCUCACUGUGCUCUCUUAUUGUACUACACUUAUUGCUGUUUGUUUCUACUGUGUUGUGUAACUGCUACUGGCUGUUAAAUUUCCUUCGGGAUCAAUAUAGUAUCUAUCUAUUGUUAUAUAUAAGAUAAUAUUGGAAUAUAAUCAGUCAAUGUUUUAUUAUAACCGAUUCCUUAUAAUCGAUUGUUUUAAGCUUAUGGCAACCCUACAUACCUAUAGAUGUAUGAAUAGUUGAUAGUACAAGCCCCUAUAAAUAUAUUAAUCUUGUAUAACUUCAUAUUAGUACGGAAAGGUUCAUAUAUACUAGAUAUUGCUAUAGACCACAUAUAUAUUAACCAUCAGUAUUGUCUUUUAUAUAUUUGCAAAGUUCGCUUUUAAGAACAGGAUAGGAGUCAUGUGAAAGAUGCACAAGGUCAUCUGCCAGCUUAGGACGAACACCCUAGACAUGAAAAACAGGAAAGCCUAGGAGUGCAUAUCCCCAUAUUCUUCGGACAUGGUAUAGCUGAACAGUCAGUUUUUCGUGCAAAACAGGAAACCCAACUUUAGAUUUAGCAGGGAUCCAUGGAGUCAGGAUCCUCAGCUAAUGUGAAAAACAGGAAAGUAUAUUGUGAGCACUCACAAUACUAGGAAACGUACUGAAAAACGCUUACGUAUACAAUUCUGAAGAACGCUUACGUAUACAAUUCUGAAGAACACUUACGUAUACAAUUGUGUAGGAUUGGUGUAUGUUAAAGUGAUUUCAUACUGGGAGGAGUUGAGGAAAAUUUGAGUAUUUAAUAGGACUGUAUGCAUGUAAUGUUUCAGAGUCUGUCCCUGGAAGCUGACCGGUCUGCGAAUCGUGAGGCUUCAGGGCAGGGUCUCCAGGAGCCUCCUGUUAAUAAACUUGUUUUCUUUUGAGCACAUCUACGACUCCAGGUGAACCUUCAUAAACUAACAGAGGUUUUAGGUAAUUAUUUUGGUUUAUAUGCAACACUAUCUGUCUAUCUAUCUGUCUAUCUAUCUGUCUAUCUAUCUGUCUAUCUAUCUAAUAUAAGUAUGUAAAUAUUUUAUAUUGAUGAUUUUGUAAGUUUUCCAGAACAUUUAUUUUUUAUUACUGUUCUCUUUAUUCACUACUGUUAUCACUGUACUGUUCUGUACUUAUUGUUAACUAUUGUUUUAUUUUACUGUAAAAUAGAUUCAUAUUAAUAAAGCUGAAUAAUUGUAGAAAUGGGAAACUGGAAAGGUAAAGAGAGGAGACUGGUGAUU